AGCUGUGUCCAAUCACAGCUGAUCAGUGAUCAUCAGGGCACUGAUGAUCAGUGUGGCCCCAGAAGUGCCAUCUGUCAGUGUCCGACAGUGCCAGCUGUCAGUGCUGAACAGUGCCACGUGCCAGUGCCCAUCAGUGCCACAUCAAUGCCACAUAUCAGUGCCCAUCUGAGCUGCCUUUCAGUGUCACCCAUCAGUGCCAGUCAGUGCCACCUAUCAAUGCCAAUCAGUGCCACCUAUCAGUGCUGCCCGUCAGUGCCGCCUAUCAGUGCCCGUCAGUGCUGCCUAUCAGUGCCCGUCAGUGCCGCCUAUCAGUGCCAGUCAGUGCCACCUAACAGUGCCAGUCAGUGCCGCCUAUCAGUGCCAUAUAUCAGUACUGCCUUUCAG
This is a messenger RNA of Staurois parvus, 384 nucleotides long. Lineage: Eukaryota; Metazoa; Chordata; Amphibia; Anura; Ranidae. The record is from the annotation of a GenBank genome assembly.